Molecule: messenger RNA, 1526 nt
Organism: Rhinolophus ferrumequinum (greater horseshoe bat)
Lineage: Eukaryota; Metazoa; Chordata; Mammalia; Chiroptera; Rhinolophidae
Product: protein-L-isoaspartate O-methyltransferase domain-containing protein 1-like
Exons: 1
Coding region: 263-1096 (277 amino acids)
Biological process (GO): protein modification process
Cellular component (GO): cytoplasm
Molecular function (GO): protein-L-isoaspartate (D-aspartate) O-methyltransferase activity
Source: RefSeq, a predicted model, not a curated record
UCCUGCUUUCUCAGCUGGUAGUCCAGGCAUUACCCCUCCCCCGGCGGCGGCAUUGGCGGCCGUGUUGUUGUCGCGGUGGCUGCGGUCGCCUGACCCUGUGCGUCGCUACUGCGGGCCGGACCAACCGCUUUACCGCAGGAUUAAUUUAUUUUUGGAAAUCAAGUGCAAUAUUAAAACGAAAACAAACCAUACUACAUUAUUGGAAGCCAUUUCUUCUAAUUUUAUUGCAUUUUAAAAUUUAUGAUUUGAUUUGAAUACUAUCAUGGGAGGAGCUGUGAGUGCUGGGGAAGAUAAUGAUGACUUAAUUGAUAACUUAAAAGAAGCUCAGUAUAUCCGCACUGAAAGAGUGGAACAAGCCUUCAGAGCGAUUGAUCGCGGAGAUUACUAUUUGGAAGGCUACCGAGACAAUGCUUACAAAGACUUAGCCUGGAAGCAUGGGAACAUACACUUGUCAGCACCUUGCAUUUAUUCUGAAGUUAUGGAAGCAUUGAAACUUCAACCAGGAUUGUCUUUUCUUAACCUGGGAAGUGGAACCGGAUAUUUAAGUACAAUGGUGGGCUUAAUUUUAGGUUCUUUUGGAAUAAAUCAUGGAAUUGAGCUUCAUUCAGAUGUGGUGGAAUAUGCCAAGGAAAAACUGGAGAGCUUCAUCAAAAAUAGUGAUAGCUUUGAUAAAUUUGAGUUCUGUGAACCUGCAUUUGUGGUUGGUAAUUGCCUCCAGAUAGCAUCUGACAGUCAUCAGUAUGACCGAAUUUAUUGUGGAGCUGGAGUCCAGAAAGACCAUGAAAACUACAUGAAAAUAUUACUAAAAGUGGGAGGCAUUCUAGUCAUGCCUAUAGAAGAUCAGUUAACACAAAUUAUGCAAACUGGACAAAACACUUGGGAAAGUAAAAAUAUUCUUGCUGUUUCAUUUGCUCCACUUGUGCAGCCAAGUAAGAAUGAUAAUGGCAAACCAGAUUCCGUGGGACUCCCUCCCUGUGCUGUCAGGAAUCUACAGGACUUGGCUCGUAUUUACAUUCGACGCACACUUAGAAAUUUCAUAAAUGAUGAGACGCAGGCCAAGGGGAUUCCUCAAAGGGCUCCACCCAAAAGGAAAUGAAAGAGAGUUAAACAGAGAAUUAACACUUACGUAUUUGUGGGUAAUCAGCUUAUUCCUCAGCCUCUAGACAGUGAGGAGGAUGAAAAAAUGGAAGAAGAUAACAAAGCAGAGGAAGAGAAAAAUCACAGUGAAGUAAUGAAGCCAGAAGAGCCACCUCAGAAUUUACUGAGAGAAAAAAUCAUGAAGCUCCCCCUCCCUGAAUCUUUAAAAGCUUACUUGACAUAUUUUAGAGAAAAAUAACUUAAAUCAAGAAGAAAGAAAGCCUACUGAUAAUUCCUUUAGUCUUGAAAAUGUAGCAUUUGUUAGAAGAGAGAAAUGUUUCUUUCACAAGAGUGAAUUAUGGUGGAAAAAAAGUAUAAUUUGUUUCUGUCUUAGUAAUAAAAAUGAAGUAUUCAGUGAUUUAAAACAAACAAACAAAAAAUCCCUUUUA